Klebsormidium nitens is the source of this 3728-nucleotide messenger RNA. The record is from the annotation of a GenBank genome assembly. NCBI's taxonomy places the organism in Eukaryota, Viridiplantae, Streptophyta, Klebsormidiophyceae, Klebsormidiales, Klebsormidiaceae.
UGAGCAGUGAGCAGGCUGAGAGUCAAGAGCCUAGAGGUGCCUCUAGACGCCGGAGCCGGAGGGGAAAGGCCGGCUUGCAGACAAUUGCUGGAAUCCCCCUCCGCAUUGCAGCCCUUUUGCAGGCAAGCAAGAGGACGGCUUCGUGCAUUGUUCCAAAAAGCAGGACACUUUGAGAAAUUGAAAAUAUGGCAAAAAAGAAGCCGCCCAGGGGAUCUACGAUGGCAGCGAGCAAAAGGAAUGCUCAGAAUGGUAAAGGUGCUCUCAAAGGUGGCACACCAAACCAGCGAUCAAAAGGAGAUACCGCGGUCUCUGGGCAGAAAGCGAAUCCUUUUGAGCGCAUGUGGAAUCGGCGGAAGUUCGACGUUCUGGGAAAGAAAACCAAGGGCGAGCAGAGGAAAGUUGGCCAGUCUAGGAGCCGGGCUGUGGAGAUGAGAAAAGACACGCUCCUCCACGAGUACCGCCAGUCCAAGAAGGCGAACGCGUUCAUCGACCGCCGCUUCGGCGAGUCGGACGCCAGCCUGGCAGAGGACGACAAAGCGAUCAUGCGGUACCAAAAGGAGCGCCUGGCGCAGCUCAACAAGCGCUCGCGCUUCAACCUGAAGGACGAUGAUGUCAGCGACGGGGAGGAGGACCUGCUGAUGCACAGGGGGGUGGCGGCGGGGGUGGACGAUUUUGACGAGGGGGACGUGCCGGGCGAGGAGGAUGAAAACAAUCCUGAGCUUGACGCAGAGAUCGUGGACAAGCUGCAUUUCGGAGGCUUUGAGCGCGCAUCCGGAGGGGAGUCCCUGGACAUUGGAAAGCCAAAAACGCGGAAAGAAGUGAUGGAGGAGCUUAUCGCCAAGAGCAAGUUCUACAAGGCGCAGAAAGCCAAGGAGAAGGAAGAGGCUGACGACUUGCUGGGGACUCUGGACGAACAGUUCAGAGAGCUGACUCAGAAAGGGCUGUUGGCAAGUAAACCGUCCAAGAAGGACGACAUGUCUGCGCUUAUGGCCAAGUAUGGGGUUGCGGCGACUGCUUCGGAGGAGAAGGGUAGAAAGGCGGACACGGCGUUGACAGGAGGGAAGCAGGAUUUGGCAGGAAAGAAGAAAGAGCCGAAAGCUGAGGAAAGUGCUGGGGGUAUGGAGGCGAAAAGAGCAGGGGCGAAGGACAGUGGAAAGCUCGUUCCGGGGAAGGAAGGCAAGAAGAGCGGAACAGCGGAAACGGAACCGGAGAAGGACGACUAUGAAAAGUUGGCGCGUGAGAUGGCGUCCGACCUGCGGGCGCGGGCGUCCGAUCGGACGAAGGACCCGGAGGAGGCGGCGAAGGAGGAGCGGGAACGGCUCGAGAAGCUGGAGAAGAAGAGGCGGCAGCGGAUGGAGGGUCUGGACGAGGAAACGGAGGGAGAGGAAUCAGAGGACGAGACUGGAGGCCGCCGCGCACGGAAGCGGCGCAAGCGGGCUGAGACGUCGGGAGACGAUCUGGGGGAGAACUUCGUGUUGGAAGGAGAGGAGUUUCAGCAGGAGGGUUGGGCGACGGACAUCAUGAAGCAGGGGGAGGAUGAGGACGAGGACGAUGAAGAAAGUGGGGAGGAGGACGAGCUCGAAGGGAGUGCUGACGAGGACGACGACGUCAGCGAAGACGAGGACGAUGACGUCACCGCUGACGGGGAUGACGAGGGCAGCCAAGACGAUGCGGACGUCAGCGGGGGCGAGGGACCGGAGGACGACGUCAGUGGAGGAGAGGAGGAGAGCGGAUCCGGCUCGGAUGGUGAUUUGGACGACUUUUUGGGAGCAGUGCAACGGGAGAAGGAGAUGCGGGAACUAGAGAAGCGAGAAAAGGGAGGGCAGGAAGUAUUGAAACGGAAAAAGAACGGGAAUAGGGACGCAGCUUCGGAUGCUGCUUCUUUAGAGAAGCCAGAUCCACAUACCAAAACUGGGAAGGGGGGCAGAACGGCCGGGAAAGUCAAGGAGGGGGCCCGGAAAAAGGACGGCGGAAAACGCCCCAGGGGGGAGCUUCCUUAUGUGAUCGAUGCCCCCCAGACGUUGGAGCUGUUCCGGGCGAUCGUGGACGGGAGGAGCGACGCUGAGCUGGCGUUGGCGAUCGAAAGAAUACGCGCGUGCAACUCGGUGAAGCUGGCGGCGGACAAUCGGCGCAAGAUGCAGAUUUUCUACAGCGUUCUCGUCCAGUACUUCUCCGCUCUGGCAGGCGACUCCCCGCUGCCGCUGGGCAGAAUUGAUGUCCUUGUCAAGCCUCUCCUCGAGAUGAGCCAGGACACGCCUCUCAUUGCGGCCGUCAACGCCAGGGAGCGGAUUCUCAAGAUGCAACAACAGCUGAGCGCUAAGCUUAGGGACCCAGACGGCUCCUCCUGCUGGCCCUCUGCUCGGACGCUCCUCCUGCUCCGCCUCUGGACGCUCACCUUCCCGCCGUCCGACUUCCGCCACCCCGUCACGACGCCGCUCGCCAUCCUAGUUGGCGAGUACCUGGCACGCUGCCACGUGGCGGGCCCUCGGGACGCCGCAGUUGGGGCCUUCCUGUCUGCGUUUGCCCUUCAGUUCCACUCACAGGCCAAGCGCUUUUGCCCCGAGGCGGUGACGUUCCUCCACGCCCUGCUUCUCACGGCCCUCCCCCCUUCCUCCCAGAAAACGCACCCCUCCCUUUGGGGGGCCGUUCCGGCCUACUUGAGAGAACAGGUCGGCAGUCAACUUUGGCUGCACGUCCCUUCAAAAACGUCCUCAAAAAAGGACUCGGAAAAGCACCCAUCAGAAACUGCCAAGAAGGCGAAGGCGAAAGCGUCGAACGGCGUGUCCGAAAACGGGGUUGGCAAAACCCACGGGGAUCACACCGAAACAGCGUCCCCCAGCUCGGAGUCCGAAUCCCUUGACCUGGUGUCUCUUCUUUCUGGGGGGGCAGAUUUGCGAGAGUAUGAGACGGAUCAGUGGAAGCAGUCUUUGCUAGCGGCGGUGUUGGAAACCCUGGGCGGGUUUGUGCGGCUGUAUAAGGGCCUGCCGUCGUUCUCGGAGCUCUUCCGACCACUCGGGGGGACGCUAGAGGCGCUGUUGAAGGAAGGGCUUCGGUCGGAAACGCUGCAGGCUGCGGCAGCCCGCUUGCGCGAAGACAUCACGACCACCUCUGCUGACGUCAUCUCGACGCGGCAGCCGGUGAGAAUGCGGACCAAGCGCGCGGAGCCCAUCAAGCAGUACAACCCGCGCUUCGAGGAGGACGGCUAUGUGGCGGGCCGAGAUUACGAUCCAGAUCGGGAGCGAGCCGAGAAGAAGAAGCUCAAGAAGCAGCUCAAGAAGGAGACCAAGGGGGCUGCGCGCGAGCUGCGCAAGGACAACUACUUCUUGGCUGAGGAGAAGCGGCGCGACCAGUUGGUGGCCGAAGAGGAGCGCCACGACAAGUACCGCAGCGCUAUGGCGUUUCUACAGCAGCAGGAGGGGGCGUUCAAGUCGGGGCAGCUGGGGGGCGGGAAACGGAAGCGGAAAUAGGUGGGCUCUAAGAAGUCGGCAAUUGGUGUAAAGGAGUGGGUUUCUAAAGGGUUUCCGUUAAGCGGAGAUUUUGUGGGCGUGUCGCCACCGCAGACGCAGGUUGAGGCGCUCCGUAGCGAGCGCAGUGUGGAGGCUCUGUUCGGCCGAUGUCUUGAUGUCGUGCGAGAAUUUCGUUGGAAAGAUCCAAUUGACGUAAGUUUUGGCGCAGACAUCUGCCUUGGUUUUCCACCACUCUCAUAAGCACAUGAUGUUAUGAUGGUC